This is a messenger RNA of Labrus bergylta (ballan wrasse), 999 nucleotides long. RefSeq names its product PARK2 co-regulated (gene pacrg). Gene Ontology annotation, molecular function: Hsp70 protein binding; Hsp90 protein binding. Lineage: Eukaryota; Metazoa; Chordata; Actinopteri; Labriformes; Labridae. Gene Ontology annotation, cellular component: cytosol; neuron projection; vesicle. The record is from RefSeq and is a predicted model, not a curated record.
GGAAAAAAAAAACUACGAACGUCUCUUGCGCCACACAAAUCAACAUUUCUGCUUCACUUAAUUCUUUUUCAAGACACCUGUGGAUAUGUUGAGACACAAGAAGGAGCAAAUAACACAAGGCUUCACCGUGAAGUCUACUAUGAAGAACUCCGUGGUGGUGGGCCCACCGCCUGCAGGGGCUUUUCAGACGCGCCCCUCUAAACCAACCACCUUUCGCAAGUUCUACGAGCGUGGAGAGUUUCCGAUGGCACUUGAGCAUGACACUAAGGGAAACCGAAUUGCAUGGAAGGAGGAGAUUGAGAGACUGGACUACCACCACAUCCUGCCUCUGUUCUUCGAUGGCUUAUGCGAGACCGUUCAUCCGUAUGAGUUCUUUGCCCGGCAGGGGGUCCAUGACCUGCUCGAGCACGGAGGCCCCAAGAUCCAGCCUGUGAUUCCCCAGCUCAUCAUCCCCAUCAAGAACGCCCUGAACACGAGGAACCGUCAGGUGAUCUGCACCACGCUGAAAGUCCUGCAGCAUCUGGUGGUGUCUGGAGACAUGGUGGGAGAAACUCUGGUGCAGUUCUACAGACAGAUCCUCCCCAUAUUCAACAUCUUCAAGAACGUGAACAUCAACUCCGGAGACGGCAUCGACUACAGCCAGCAAAAGAGAGAGAACAUAGGUGAUUUGAUCCAGGAGACUCUGGAGAUGUUCGAGCUCUACGGGGGAGAGAACGCCUACAUAAACAUCAAAUACAUGGUGCCCACCUACAGGUCCUGCUUAAACAACUGAUUAAGCUGACACUGCACAGACUCUUGACGGCUCUGUCAGUCCCUCUUUAUCUGCCCCUCACCUCUAAACGAACCUCUUAUCUCGUGCCUUUUUUUUCCAUCCUGGUUCUCUCCUAAUCCUAAUCUCAGCCUCACUCCAUGGUUUCUCCUUUUGUUUCUGAACCCCUCUCUGCUCUGUAGCAUAACCUUUUUAUUUUUAAAAUCCUUAUUAAAUUCAUUGCUGCAAGU